Molecule: messenger RNA, 1995 nt
Organism: Podarcis muralis (Common wall lizard)
Lineage: Eukaryota; Metazoa; Chordata; Lepidosauria; Squamata; Lacertidae
Gene: GPR12
Product: G protein-coupled receptor 12
Biological process (GO): G protein-coupled receptor signaling pathway
Cellular component (GO): membrane
Molecular function (GO): G protein-coupled receptor activity
Source: RefSeq, a predicted model, not a curated record
GGAGCCGCCAGCCGGCCUUUUCCGCCACGCGGCUCACGUGGUGCCCCGCUCGGCGGGAGAGAGAGAGAGAGGCGCGCCUUCUCCUUUCCCGCGCGUGCUCGCGCCCCCUCCUCCUCCGCUCCCCGCCCCUAGAUGCGCCAGGCGGCCGCGUGCACAGAGAGGGGGGCGCUUCCCACCUGCGCUCCUUCUCUCUGCAAAGCCCCGAGCCUGGAGCUGGCGCGGCAACGGCUGCCUGCCUGCCUGCCUCCCUCCUUGCCUGCCUGCCUGCCUUCCACUUGCCUGCGCCGCGCAAACAAUGAGCAUGCAUGAAGCGGCGGCGGCGGCGGCGGCGGCGGCAGCAAGUCUAGCUGCAUAGAAAGGAAGCGGGGAUCCUCCUCCUCCUCUUCUUCCAGAGGAGAAGCCAAGAGGACGGGUUUAAAUAUGAACGAAGACCCAACGGUUAAUUUAACGUGGCUGCCUCCGGAUCACUUAGAAGCCAGUCCGGCAGAGAAUGUCACGGCUGCAGUCACCUCCCUGAUUCCUGCCGGUGACCCAGAGCCAGAGUUCAUAGUAAACCCCUGGGAUAUUGUCUUGUGUACUUCAGGAACCCUUAUCUCCUGUGAAAAUGCCGUGGUGGUCCUUAUUAUCUUCCAUAAUCCUAGUCUCCGUGCCCCUAUGUUCCUCCUGAUAGGAAGCCUGGCCUUGGCUGAUCUCUUGGCAGGGAUCGGAUUGAUCUUCAAUUUUAUCUUUGCCUACCUUCUCCAGUCGGAAUCUACCAAGCUGGUCACGGUUGGACUGAUCGUUGCCUCUUUCUCUGCCUCUGUCUGCAGCUUGCUGGCUAUCACGGUUGACCGUUACCUCUCCCUCUAUUAUGCUUUGACUUACAAUUCGGAGAGGACUGUCACUUUCACCUAUAUCAUGCUGGUUCUGCUCUGGGGAGCUUCCAUUUGUAUCGGGAUGCUACCUAUAAUGGGCUGGAACUGCCUGAAAGACGAGUCCACCUGCAGUGUGAUCCGGCCGCUCACUAAAAAUAACGCGGCCAUCCUUUCUGUCUCUUUCUUGCUCAUGUUUGCUCUCAUGCUCCAGCUGUACAUUCAGAUCUGCAAAAUCGUGAUGCGCCAUGCCCAUCAGAUCGCCUUGCAGCACCACUUCCUGGCCACUUCCCACUAUGUGACGACCCGAAAAGGAGUGUCCACCUUAGCCAUUAUCCUGGGGACCUUUGCCGCUUGCUGGAUGCCUUUCACACUCUAUUCUUUAAUAGCCGACUACACCUAUCCUUCAAUAUACACCUACGCGACUCUCCUCCCGGCCACGUACAAUUCCAUCAUCAACCCUGUAAUAUAUGCUUUCCGAAACCAAGAAAUCCAAAAGGCACUUUGGCUCAUUUGCUGCGGCUGCAUUCCUUCCAACCUUUCGGCACGGGCGAGAUCUCCGAGCGAUGUUUGAUUAAGAGAGAGGACGGACGUUCAUUUAGCGUUGUGUUACAUGGCUUUGCUGCUUUCAUUGCAUUGUACAUAACAGAUUCACACUCGAGCCACAGGGAGUAUUGACCUUUUUUAAAGAAAGGGAGGAAAGGAAAGGAAAACCCUGUUGACCCAAAUAAACCAUGUUGUGCAGUUUCAGGAUCAUGCCUAAAAGCAAAAUCACCUCUUUGCCAACUUUUGAGUGUUGCUUAUACUGUAUUCUGCACUUGUUGGGGAUGGGGAGCUAAUUCCCUUAGAUCCCAGGCUUCACCGUAUCAGUUGAGAGGGGAUGUUAGAUGUAGAUCUGAUUUCUCCCUGUGAGAGAAAGUUGCCCAUGUGCUCCACUUGCAAGAACCCACUUGCACCAAAAUGUAGGAUGAGGUACACAUAGAGUUCCUGUUCAGGAGCAAGCAAGUCAACAACCCAACUUACUUGGGAAACAAUUUUAUUAACUUUAAUAAGACUAGGUAAAAGUAAAGGGACCCCUGACCGUUAGUUCCAGUUGCGGACGACUCUGGGGUUGCGGCGCUCAUCUCGCUUUAUUGGCCGAGGG